AUGUCCCGUGAGCAGUUUUUGGACAACCCUAUGAACGAAGACUAUGAUGCUUCCUUUCUCGACCACGGUUUUUACAAGGAAAACCUAAAACCUGAAAUGCUCAGCGGUCCGACAGGAUACGUUGGACCAAACCGGUUGAACAAUACAUUCCAACACUGUCGGAUGGCUCCGAUUCGCCCGAAAGGCGAAUAA
Opisthorchis viverrini is the source of this 192-nucleotide messenger RNA. RefSeq lists its product as hypothetical. Bases 1 to 192 code for a protein of 63 amino acids. NCBI's taxonomy places the organism in Eukaryota, Metazoa, Platyhelminthes, Trematoda, Opisthorchiida, Opisthorchiidae. The record is from RefSeq and is a predicted model, not a curated record. The transcript has a single exon.